Messenger RNA from Terrapene triunguis (Three-toed box turtle), 1255 nucleotides. RefSeq names its product myosin-binding protein C, fast-type-like. Gene Ontology annotation, molecular function: protein binding. The record is from RefSeq and is a predicted model, not a curated record. The annotation marks the transcript as partial. The transcript is spliced from 8 exons. NCBI's taxonomy places the organism in Eukaryota, Metazoa, Chordata, Testudines, Emydidae.
CCCCCCUAUCUUGGGGGUUGGGCCAUGGCGGGGAUUGGGCCUUUCCUGGCUGGCGGGAUGACCCCUCACCCUCCGCCCCCCCCAGAGCCCCUCAAAAUCCACCUGGACUGCUCGGGGAAGACGGCCGAGAACACCAUCAUUGUGGUGGCGGGGAACAAGGUGCGGCUGGACGUGCCCAUCACCGGGGAGCCCGCGCCCACCGUCUCCUGGAUGAAGGGCGACCAGGUGUUCACGGACACCGAGGGCCGCGCCCGCAUCGAGGUGCACCCGGACGAGAGCAGCUUCGUGAUCGACAGCGCGGAGCGGGGCGACGAGGACAAGUACUGCAUCACCGUCACCAACCCCAUGGGGCAAGACAGCGCCGUGCUGCACAUCAAGGUGGUCGAUGUUCCCGACCCCCCCGAAGCUGUUCGCAUCACCUCUGUGGGGGAGGACUGGGCCAUCCUGGUCUGGGACCCCCCCAAAUACGAUGGGGGAAAUCCCAUCACCGGGUACCUGAUGGAGAGGAAGAAGGGCAGCAAGCGCUGGAUGAAGCUGAAUUUCGAGGUGUACGGGGACACCACGUACGAGUCGACGCGGAUGAUCGAGGGGGUGCUCUACGAGGUGCGGGUCUUCGCCGUCAACGCCAUCGGGGUGUCACAGCCCAGCCACAACACAAAGCCCUUCAUACCCAUCGCCCCCACCAGCGAGCCGACCCACCUCACGCUGGAGGAUGUGACCGACACCACGGCCACCAUCAAGUGGCGCCCGCCCGACCGGCUGGGGGCCGGGGGCAUCGACGGUUACCUGAUCCAGUACUGCCUGGAGGGCUCGGACGAGUGGGUCCCGGCGAACACGGAGCUGGUGGAGCGCUGUGGCUUCACGGUCAAGGGGCUGCCCACGGGCGAGAAAAUCCUCUUCCGGGUCAUCGGUGUGAACAUCGCCGGGCAGAGCGCCCCGGCCACCAUGGGGCAGCCCGUCACUGUCCGCGAGAUCGUGGAGCAGCCCAAGAUCCGCCUGCCCCGCCAGACCUACAUCAAGAAAGUGGGGGAGCAAAUGAACCUGCUCAUCCCCUUCCAGGGUAAACCACGCCCCAAGGUGACGUGGACGAAGGAUGGGAAGCCCCUGGACCCCAAGGAGGUCAGCAUCCGCACCUCGGACCUGGACACCAUCCUCUUCAUCCGCUCGGCCGCCCGGCACCACUCGGGCCAGUACCAGCUCGCAGCGCAGAUCGAGAACAUGGAGGACCAGGCCACCAUCCAGAUCCGCGUCGUGG